This is a messenger RNA of Symbiodinium necroappetens, 810 nucleotides long. NCBI's taxonomy places the organism in Eukaryota, Dinophyceae, Suessiales, Symbiodiniaceae. The record is from the annotation of a GenBank genome assembly.
AUGAACGGACCCUCAGCACGGGCCUUACGCGAGGGUGGCAUGGGAGGUUCGAUCCCCUACAAGGUAGGGGUCACACUCCAGGUGAAGCCAAAGGACAGCGGUCCCAUCCCGAAGGAGUGGCUGAGGAAGACCACCUUACAGGCACCAUUUGGCGACUUCGGCCAAAUUCUUCGGAUCGACGUCUCCGAGACGCAGAGGUGCGCUUACGUCGAGUACGAGGAUCCGAGGGAUGCGCAGGAUGCUCAGAAAGACCUAGAUGGGAAGCGUAUAGCUGGCAAAGAGGUUUCUGUGCUCCUCGCUGGCCAAACUCCGAACCGUCGGCCGGGUAGUAGCCCGAUGCCGGUGGCCGUCCCUGAAAGAGCCGUAGACAUCGAGCAGAGGGUAGCAGAGAUGGCCAUGAAGCAUUUCUUAGACGAAGCUGCAGCUGCUCGGCUUGCCAGUGUCUUCCAGGACCGGUCACGGUUGGGCUGCAACUUGGCCCGGGACUUUCAGGACUUGGACGAACACCUCUCGGCCUCGAACAAGCCUUCGGCGCUCGUGAGCAUGAAGCUCUCUGAGCUUCGAUCGGGGCGACCCAUCGGCCCCUGCAAGUACCAGGGCGGCAAGAAGCGAAACAUUGGCGACGCCAUCGACCCGGAGAUUCGCGCCAGCUACCAGAGCAGCAACUACUUCGGUGAGAAGGACGACGAACCGCCACAUCGUGAGGCCCGGGAUCGAGAUCGGGAGCGGGAGCGGAGCGAGCGUCGUGACCGCGGCAGGGACAAGGAACGGAGCAGGCGUGGACCUGAGGGUGCCAGGCACAGAAGAUAA